UCCCCCGCCGCCGUCCCCGCCGCCCUGCGCGUCCCCGCCGCCGCGCUCCCGCUUCCCCGCGACCCCUGAACUCCUGCGAGCCCGCUUGCCUGUCCCUUUCCUCUGUCGCCGCCACUGCCGGGCCAUGGCGACCUGCUUUCUGCUGCGGAGUUUCUGGGCCGCGCGUCUGGCGUUGCAGCGUCCCGGCCGCUGCCUCCGCCCGGCGUCCGCCGGAGCCCAGUGUCGCAGCUACGCUCGCGGCCCCGCCGGCCUCCCCGCCGACCUACUCCGCGGGGACAGCUUCGUGGGAGGCCGCUGGCUCCCGGCCCCCGGCACCUUCCCGGUGCAGGACCCGGCCAGCGGCGCCACGCUGGGCACCGUGGCCGACUGCGGGGUGCCCGAGGCCCGCGCCGCCGUGCGCGCCGCCCACGAUGCCUUCUGCAGCUGGAAAGGGGUCUCGGUCAAGGAGAGGAGUUCAUUGCUUCGUAAAUGGUAUGACUUAAUGAUGCAGAAUAAGGAUGACCUUGCCAAGAUCAUCACAGCCGAGAGUGGAAAGCCACUGAAAGAGGCCCAGGGAGAGAUUCUGUAUUCAGCCCUUUUCCUAGAAUGGUUCUCCGAGGAAGCUCGUCGUAUUUAUGGAGACAUCAUCUAUACCUCUGCCAAGGAUAAGCGGGGGCUGGUCCUCAAGCAGCCCGUUGGUGUGGCCGCAAUCAUCACACCGUGGAAUUUUCCUAGUGCCAUGAUCACCCGGAAAGUGGGGGCCGCCCUGGCAGCUGGCUGCACUGUGGUGGUGAAACCUGCCGAAGACACGCCCUACUCCGCCCUGGCCUUGGCGCAGCUUGCAAACCAGGCUGGAAUCCCUCCAGGGGUCUAUAACGUCAUUCCCUGCUCUAGAACCAAAGCCAAGGAAGUGGGGGAGGUGCUGUGCACCGAUCCACUGGUGUCCAAAAUUUCCUUCACUGGCUCAACAGCGACAGGAAAGAUCCUGCUGCACCAUGCGGCAAACACUGUGAAGCGUGUCUCCAUGGAGCUGGGCGGCCUCGCCCCAUUCAUCGUUUUUGACAGUGCCAAUGUGGACCAGGCUGUCGCGGGCGCAAUGGCAUCUAAGUUUAGGAAUGCUGGGCAGACUUGUGUUUGCGCAAACAGAUUCCUGGUGCAACGGGGUAUCUACGAUUCCUUUGUAAAGAAGUUUGCAGAAGCAAUGCAGAAAAGCCUGCGUGUGGGUAAUGGAUUCGAGGAAGGAACAACUCAAGGCCCAUUAAUUAAUGAGAAAGCAGUAGAAAAGGUAGAGAAGCACGUGAAUGACGCAGUGGCCAAAGGCGCCACCGUUGUGACAGGCGGGAAGCGACACCAGAGUGGGGGGAACUUCUUUGAGCCUACCCUGCUCAGCCACGCCACCACGGACAUGCUCUGCAUCACUGAAGAGACCUUUGGGCCCCUGGCACCGGUGGUCAAGUUUGACAAAGAAGAAGAGGCCAUUGCCAUCGCAAAUGCAGUCGAUGUUGGAUUAGCAGGGUACUUUUACUCUCAAGACCCAGCCCAGAUCUGGAGAGUGGCGGAGCAGCUGGAGGUGGGCAUGAUCGGCGUGAAUGAAGGACUGAUCUCUUCGGUGGAGUGUCCAUUUGGUGGGGUGAAGCAGUCUGGCCUUGGGCGAGAAGGGUCCAAAUAUGGCAUUGACGAGUAUCUUGAGGUCAAGUAUGUGUGUUAUGGAGGCUUAUAGGGUUCUUCACUUCUUCAUAAAAGAAUAAAACUACCUAGAUCUAUAGGGACAUGCCAUCCAUUUUUUAAAAUAAACAAGUAGGUUAUCAGAGUUAUGAAUUUUAAAAAACUCAGCCAGUCCUCAUCUUCUUAGACAUAAAUAUCAACCUUCCCCUUAUUUAUCUAGGGACCAAUGGAUGCCAUAUCCCUGUGGCUGUGGGGCCCAGGCAGUUCUGGGACCCCAGCACAACCCCACUGCCUCAGGAAGGUACAGUGUGCAUGCUCACAUGUUCCUGCCCCUCACAAAGGGUAGUCACUGUGGGCAGUGGCUCCCCAGUCCCCAUGGGACUGCCCAACUUGGGCCCAGAAUACGGGGAAGGAAAUGCUGGAGUGAUAGACAGUUGGAUGGGCACAGGUCACAUCCAGGCCAGGGCGUCUGUCAGCUUGGUGAUAAGCAGCUGCAUGUUCAGAGGGGUUGUGGCAAAGGCUUUGAUUUCCUAAGACUUCUUUGUAAACGGCACAGGAUUGCCUGUACUGUAUGGAGUAUGGGGGUGUUUCUCCUUGUUUCUGGUCAGCUUUCCUGUCUUUUUGUUCGUUCGUUUGUGGGGUUUUUUUCUUUUGUUUUUUUGAGACAAGGUUUCUUUGUA
Onychomys torridus (southern grasshopper mouse) is the source of this 2324-nucleotide messenger RNA. It is a transcript of the gene Aldh5a1, whose product is annotated as aldehyde dehydrogenase 5 family member A1. Gene Ontology annotation, biological process: GABA catabolic process. The transcript is spliced from 10 exons. The record is from RefSeq and is a predicted model, not a curated record. Gene Ontology annotation, molecular function: succinate-semialdehyde dehydrogenase (NAD+) activity. The coding region runs from base 125 to 1699 and encodes 524 amino acids. Lineage: Eukaryota; Metazoa; Chordata; Mammalia; Rodentia; Cricetidae.